This is a messenger RNA of Trypanosoma theileri, 753 nucleotides long. Its product is annotated as MP24 protein. The transcript has a single exon. Bases 1 to 753 code for a protein of 250 amino acids. The record is from RefSeq and is a predicted model, not a curated record. Lineage: Eukaryota; Euglenozoa; Kinetoplastea; Trypanosomatida; Trypanosomatidae.
AUGUUCUUGCGUGCGACUUCACCUCUAUUGGAUAAAACGAUCUGCACAUUGCGUGAUGCUGUAGGUGUUGCUUGUGCCGCUGGCCUCUUGGGAGGUACACUAACCAAGACUGCUACACCAGGGGCAUCAUUAAGUGAGAGUGAAAGCGAGGAUCCUCAUCAUGUGUUUGCAUCGUUUUCGGUGGCGGACCCAUUAGGCACUCGGCAGCCAUCCUCUGUGAGUGGCAGCCGUAGUAACAAGAGUAAUGGCAAUCACAAUAACAGUAGCUGUAUCCAUAACGAGGUAGGAGAUCGGAUCCGUUUCGCAUCGUACUGUGUGGAAGGGCCUAGUGUUGCCGUUUCAUCGGCCGCUGCUUCCAUUGCACACAUUGAAGGUGUCGUGCGGCGUGUUGACUUUGGCCACGCCGUUGGGGCGGAGGGACGGCCGCUCCUGCAGUUCGUGCUGGACGUGGUGGAGGCCCCUCCCGGCCAAUUAGAAGAAAACGAUGAUGAUAAGAAGACGAAGAGAAAGGCGAGGGAAGGGGCGAUGGUGUUGCCGCUGGCGGUGUGGUGGCGGGCGGCGGGCGUUGAGGGGUCGACGGGGGCCGAAGAAGCGGCGCGGCGGCUCGUGGGGCGGCGAGUGGUCGCCAGCGGGCGGCUGCGGGUGGAGGAGCGCUACGAGGUCAGCAGCCGCACAACACACAAAGUCCCCGUGUUGAUGCUUCCGCCAACGCCAACCUUUGAGACUAGCGCUCUCGCUGUUCUCGCAGAUUGA